AUGUCCGCGAAUGUCUCUAUCACCGCGACCGCAAGUGGUGCCUCGUACAUCAUCAACUAUACGGCGGUGCUCAGCACCAGCUACCAGGAGUUGAUCGUCAACCUGCACCUCAAUGAGAUGGACGACGUGCUGGAAGAACGGCACCGAGGAAACGCAACGAUCGCCUGCACCAGGGCGUGUCUGUCGUGGAAAAAGCUCGUCCUGGUCGCGCUCUUCUGCCUGCUGAUAGUGAUCACCGUCGUCGGUAACACGCUCGUCAUCCUGUCCGUGCUGACCACGCGCCGAUUGCGCACCGUCACUAACUGCUUCGUGAUGAGCCUGGCCGUUGCUGACUGGCUCGUAGGCAUCUUCGUGAUGCCCCCUGCAGUCAUCGUGUUCGUUGUUGAAUCGUGGCAGCUCGGUUGGAUACUUUGCGACAUUUGGAUAUCGCUCGACGUGCUGCUGUGUACGGCCUCCAUCCUGAGCCUUUGUGCAAUCAGCGUCGAUCGAUACCUGGCCGUCACGCAACCGCUCACCUACUCCAAGCGACGGCGCUCGAAGCGGCUGGCGCUUCUGAUGAUACUCGUCGUAUGGCUCGUGGCACUUGCCAUCACUUGUCCUCCGAUCUUGGGCUGGUACGACCAGGACCGGAGGACACUACAGAAUUACGAGUGCCACUACAAUCAAAACAAGGGCUACGUCGUGUUCUCAGCCAUGGGUUCCUUCUUCAUCCCGAUGACGGUCAUGCUGUACGUCUACUCGAAGAUCUGCUGCGUCCUGACGUCGCGCCAGAACCGGAUGACCAAAACGGAGGCAACGGAGAAGAACUGCGAUAUCGAGGUGGACAAUUGUACAUCAGACGCCGACACGAGUCCCCGGCAGAUGGCCAGUGGUGCGUAUGGAGGCCGUCACACUCUCACCACCGGCCAGUACACAAAUGGUAGCAGCAGCAACACCAUCUCGCACCAGACGCUGUACGAGUUUCUCAGCUCGAGUCGCACCACGCCAAAUCCAGCAUCACGCGGCACGCAAAACACCACACGCAACGGAAGCACAGCGAGCGCCAUGUCCAAGUUUUCCGGCGCUACCUUCGAGCUGCGACCGAUCAACACGGUGCAGUUCAGCGCGAGCCAGAUCUCGCUAUCGGAGUCCUGCGCUUCGAACGUUACGACCAACGCAACCAAGGUUCGGCUGCAUGGGAAGCGCAUCCCGAUACGCAUUUCAUCCUUGAAACGUGAGACAAAAACGGCCCAGACACUCAGCAUGGUCGUCGGAGGGUUUAUCGCUUGCUGGUUGCCGUUUUUCGUGUACUACCUGCUGAUGCCGUUUCUGCCAGAUGACUCGAAGAGCGACGACCUGAUGGAGUUUCUGACAUGGCUUGGAUGGAUUAACAGCGCGAUCAACCCGUUCAUCUACGCGUUCUACAAUGUCGACUUUCGUGUGGCGUUCUGGCGACUUACGCUACGAAAGUUCUUCAAAAACAGGCACAACCUCACGUUCUUCAAGUCGUAG
Anopheles nili is the source of this 1491-nucleotide messenger RNA. It is a transcript of the gene TyrRII, whose product is annotated as probable G-protein coupled receptor No18. The record is from RefSeq and is a predicted model, not a curated record. Bases 1 to 1491 code for a protein of 496 amino acids. Gene Ontology annotation, cellular component: membrane. Gene Ontology annotation, molecular function: G protein-coupled receptor activity. Gene Ontology annotation, biological process: adenylate cyclase-activating adrenergic receptor signaling pathway. The transcript is spliced from 5 exons. NCBI's taxonomy places the organism in Eukaryota, Metazoa, Arthropoda, Insecta, Diptera, Culicidae.